CCUGCACGCUCAUCUGGGACACCACAGCGACCACCACUUUCAUCAUCGGGUCUUCUGAAGAGGGAGAGCAACCCAGAGCCACCAGAAAAGCCCAGGGCAUCAAACUUACGAGCAGCGGGUCAAUGGAAAACUACACCUACAACAGCCUGACCCUACAGAUGGAAGGCUUAAAGGUCUCAAAGGAUUCUGUGUACACUGUUUGUUUCUUGUUCUUAACUUCCUACAUUUUUAUUAUCAUUAUGAAUAUUGGUAUUUCACUUCUAAUUGUGCUUGACAAGAAUCUUAAGCAGCCCAUGUAUCUGCUGUUUUGUAACCUCUCAGUCAGUGACAUAAUUGGAAGCACUCAAAUUGUGCCUCGUUUGAUUGCAGAUCUUUUGAGGCCUCCCUCUGAGCGUCUCAUCAGUUAUUAUGAGUGUGUUGUUCAGGCUUUUACUACACAGUUGUUUGGUACAACUUCCCACACUGUGCUCAUGGUUAUGGCCUUUGACAGAUAUGUGGCCAUCUGUAAUCCUCUGCGCUAUACUGCCAUAAUGAGCAACAAAAUGGUGAUCAAGCUGACAGUUCUGGCCUGGGGAGUGGCCUUUGUUUUGGUUGGUAUUCUGAUCAGUCUGACCGUACGGCUGAGCACAUGUAGGACUAUAAUCAAUAAUCCUUUCUGUGACAACGCCUCAUUGUUUAAGCUCUCCUGUGAGAAUGUGAUCAUUAAUAAUAUCUAUGGGCUCACCUUCACUGUGGUCCUGCUCACCUCCUCUAUAGGAACAGUUGUUCUCACGUAUAGUAAAAUUACAGUUGUUUGUCUCAUCAGUAAGAACAAAUCUUUGAACAGUAAAGCCUUAAAGACCUGCAGCACUCAUCUGGUUGUUUAUCUGAUUAUGUUGUUUAGUGGAAUGAUUGUCAUUAUGUUGCAUCGCUUCCCCGAUUACACUGACUACAGAAAUCUCUCUGCUAUUUUGUUUGUCAUUGUCCCUGGCAGCCUCAACCCUGUUAUUUAUGGUGUGCAAUCCAAAGAGAUACGAACAUUCUUAUAUGAAAAAUUCCAUUCUAAAAAGUCUGUACCAAGUCCACAC
Oreochromis niloticus (Nile tilapia) is the source of this 1067-nucleotide messenger RNA. RefSeq names its product putative gustatory receptor clone PTE03. Gene Ontology annotation, cellular component: membrane. Gene Ontology annotation, molecular function: odorant binding; olfactory receptor activity; G protein-coupled receptor activity. Lineage: Eukaryota; Metazoa; Chordata; Actinopteri; Cichliformes; Cichlidae. Gene Ontology annotation, biological process: detection of chemical stimulus involved in sensory perception of smell; G protein-coupled receptor signaling pathway. The transcript has 3 exons. The annotation marks the transcript as partial. The record is from RefSeq and is a predicted model, not a curated record.